Messenger RNA from Salvelinus fontinalis (brook trout), 2155 nucleotides. Its product is annotated as protein phosphatase 1A-like. The coding region runs from base 395 to 1690 and encodes 431 amino acids. Gene Ontology annotation, cellular component: nucleus; cytosol. Lineage: Eukaryota; Metazoa; Chordata; Actinopteri; Salmoniformes; Salmonidae. Gene Ontology annotation, biological process: positive regulation of canonical NF-kappaB signal transduction; positive regulation of canonical Wnt signaling pathway; protein dephosphorylation. Gene Ontology annotation, molecular function: manganese ion binding; protein serine/threonine phosphatase activity; magnesium ion binding. The record is from RefSeq and is a predicted model, not a curated record. The transcript is spliced from 5 exons.
UGCAAACACUGCCCAGGGACAGGAGAGAAAGAGGGGGAGAAAGACAGAGAAGGAGAUAGAGAGGGCACCAUACAGCCACAUACACUGCACAUGAAGACAUUGAGACAAAUGCUAGGAAUCCAGAAACCACGCCAACAAGCCAGGUUUACAAAGACAAGGAUGGCCACAGCGAUUUCUGCCCGUAUCUAGUGAAGCCCACCUAACCUCUGAAGCCCACCUAAACACUACUCUACAGACCAGAGUCGACACAUUUUCCACCUACUCAGCGUGUCCAGCUAAACUCACUCCCCUAGACCUGCUGCGUGGGAGACAGACUGGGAGAAGGAGGAGAGAGGGGAAGAGGAAGACCAGCGGCAGGUCAGGAAAGAGACUCGAGCGGCGCCUCCGAGGAGCCAUGAGGACGGCCAGGCGGGCCAGCACCGUGGAGGUGCCCUCGUUCCUCCGCCAGCUAGCCAAGGAGACAGAGAAGAUGGUCACCUUCUUCUUUAAGGGAGGGCAGAGAGAUGGCCAGGAGGGCAGCGAAGAGGACUUCAGUGAUGAGGAUAACGGGCCAAGCGUCUACCUGGACCGGCCCAUCCUAGAGAAACACGCAACCGAGGGGGGGUCUCAGUGGGGGUUGAGCUAUGCAACGGCCAGCAUGCAGGGCUGGAGGGCGCAGAUGGAGGACGCCCACGCCUGCAUGCCGGAGAUAGGAGGGGAGCUGGCGGAGUGGGGCUACUAUGCAGUGUUUGAUGGACACGCUGGCAACACGGUGGCACAGUACUGCUCCCGCAACCUGCUGCAACACAUCCUCGCUACAGGGCGCGUAAAGGCAGAGGAGGACCCUGAGGACGUGAAGGAGGGGAUCGUCGAGGGCUUCCUGGCCAUUGACAGCCACAUGCACACGCUGACGCGCGAGGAAUGCUGGGAGCGCAGCGGCUCCACGGCGGCCGCCGUCAUGCUCUCGCCGCAGUACGUCUACUUCGUCAACUGUGGCGACUCGCGGACGCUCCUCUGCCGUGACGGCCACGUCAUCUUCUACACGGAGGACCACAAGCCCGUCAACCCCAGGGAGAAGGAGCGAAUACAGAACGCAGGCGGCUCGGUGACCCAGCAUAGGGUGAACGGCUCCCUGGCCAUGUCCAGGUCCCUGGGAGACUUUGACUUUAAGGAGGUGGGGUGGAGGUCCCAGACUGAGCAGCUGGUUUCCCCAGAGCCAGAGGUGUAUGAGCUGGAGAGGUCCCCGCAAGACGAGUUCCUCAUAGUGGCUUGUGACGGCGUGUGGGAUGCCAUCGGCAACGAGGAUCUGUGCGCGUUCGUCCGCAGCCGCUUGCAGGUGUGCAAUGACCUGAGGGAGAUCUGCAACCAGGUCAUUGACCUCUGCCUCUAUAAGGGUAGUUUGGACAACAUGAGCAUCAUCAUCGUGACCUUCCCUGGCGCACCCCAGGUGUCACAAGAGGCCCUACAACAAGAGGCCGAGCUAGAGACACUCCUCGAGGCCAAAGUGGAAGAGAUUGUAAAUUUGCUAAGGUCGCAGGACAAGGACCCUGACCUGCUGUAUGUGAUGAAGUUUCUGGUCUCUGAGGACAUACCUGGACUGCCUCUAGGGGGAGGAGUCACCAGCAAAAGAGACUGUGUCAUCUCUGCGUAUCAGAAGUUUGUAACGCCCUCCAGAUCUCUGGAACCAAUGGUAGGAGACGACCAAACAUAGGUCACACACUCUUGCACCAUGUCUCGCUAAACACAUCAGUGCAAACUGGACUACAAAGUAACUAAGUUACUGUUUUUCACUGACACAUCAUUGACUUGUCGCAUUCCAGGACAUCGGAGGAUUUGAAGAGUCCAACUAGUCGUUUCCAUGUAAAUGUAUUCUUUAGCCUCACGUAUCCAUGGUGACCAAUUCCAACUGGGGACUCUUUUCAUCUGAGGAAUCAGCCAAUGGCUAAAUAAAGAAAUAUGGUGGGAGGUGGUUUGACCUGGGCCUGCCCUUAGCCAAUCAUCUCUUCUCUGUUCCUCAUGUACACUGUCUAUCAACAAGUCUACUGUAUCUUUAGAAAAUAUCAAAUAGUUGGCAUUUUCCAGUAAGGGAAGAAUUACAUACGAUUCGACAGCACAAUAGAUUACUAUGAGAAUUGGGGCAAUAAAUGAAUGAAAUAAAAUUACAUUCUGUGAACAA